AUGCAGGCUGCGGCAGCCCGCGCUCCGCAGCGCAGCGUCAGCGGCACCCGCUGCCGUCGUCGCAACGCCGGCACUGGGCGCUGCCGGCUCGCACCCCGCGCCAGCACGGCCGGCUCCAGCGGCCCUGCCGAUCCCGCGGCCUGGGGGGCGACGCAGGGGGCGGUGGGCAGCGCACCCGCCAACCGCGACAACGGCCUGCUGGAGCUGCCGGGCGGCGCGCUCUGGUGGCAAAACAUCAACAACAGCGCCACCACACCGCUGUACGGCACCAACUUCAACUUUGUGCUGCAGCGCCCCACGAUUGGGGGGCCCGGGCUGGUGCGCGCGGUGCAGCAGCCCAAGCCCGUGCAGCACAGCCAGCCCGCGGCCGCGCCGCCUGUGGUCUGGGCCGCGCCCGUCGGCGGCACGGGGCUGGCGCUGGCCGGCAGCAGCCUGGGCAGCGGCAGCCUGGUGAUCGACACAGAGUUCGAGGUGCUGCCGCCCUCGGCGCCGCCGGCACCCGCUGUGCAGCCCAACACCACCUGUGUGGGCCUGGUGUGGCAGCCCUCUGCCGAGGCCGAGGACGGCGAGGCCGAGCCGGCACGCGCCAAGCUGCGCCGCAGCAGCAAGCACCCGCGCCGCACCCAGCAGCUGCGCUUCACGUGCAACCUGUGUGGCGAGGUGAACGACGCGGCGGUGAACCCGCACGCCUGGAAGGCUGGCUCCGUGUUUGCGCGCUGCCAGGGCUGCACCGCGGUGCACAAGCUCAAGGACAACCUCAACAUCUUCCACGAGCUGGCGGGGCCCGUGUUCCCGCCCCGCGAGCUGCGCGCCAACUACCUGGUCCAGGAGAUACUGGAUCGCAUCCAGGAGCACAACCGCAACUGA
Chlorella variabilis is the source of this 867-nucleotide messenger RNA. RefSeq lists its product as hypothetical. The transcript is spliced from 3 exons. Gene Ontology annotation, biological process: protein import into mitochondrial matrix; protein stabilization; protein folding. The record is from RefSeq and is a predicted model, not a curated record. Gene Ontology annotation, molecular function: zinc ion binding; protein-folding chaperone binding. The coding region runs from base 1 to 867 and encodes 288 amino acids. Gene Ontology annotation, cellular component: mitochondrion. NCBI's taxonomy places the organism in Eukaryota, Viridiplantae, Chlorophyta, Trebouxiophyceae, Chlorellales, Chlorellaceae.